UUGUUUGAUUUUUUCUUGUGAGAAACUCGUGUUCUUAUCUGAUGUUAUGUAUUGGCUUUAAUAACUUGACUUCAUAACGUCUUACUUAUAUCACAGUGACAAUGGAUGGUCCCCUAUAUCUUCAUGGGCCAUUUAGACCAAUACCAAUGUACCAACGACCAACGCUACUGGAUACAUUAUCAUGUCGAGUUCCGGCAGCUAUGUUAAGAGAUCCUGCAUCAACAUGGAAACCCACCGAGCACGAUUCAGCCCUAGCUAAACCUGUACCCACCCUGGCACUGCCAUACAGCUUGAGUCUACUGGACCACGUUCGACGUCAACAAGCUAACUUGAAUCCAUUUAUCAACAAUUUACCCAAAACACCCCUUACCACGGUGUCUCUGACGCAAUUGCCCAGCCAGGAACGACCCUUAGUGCUAACUUCAAAUCCAGAAAUCCUGAACUCUCGUCCUGCACCCCGGGCACAGGAAAAGUCCCCUCGGGUGGACCCAAUAGGUAAUCUAGUGCGACCUCUAAGUGAUCCGUACUCGUCACAAUAUGGCUACGGUAGGAAAGUGUUUCCAUGUUCACAAUGCCGCUAUACUACGGACAGACGAAAUAAUCUCAAAAGACACAUGCUUACAAUGCACCAAGCGAGUUCAAAACUUUUAGAAUGCUGUGGAAUAUUAUUUACUACAAAAGCUUCGUUACGAGAACACGCCAUGAUAUUUCAUUACCAUGGUUACACAUGUUUUUACUGCGGGCGACGUUUCUGUCGAAAAGCGCUUCUGAAGCGACACCUUUCCGUUCACAAUGGACAAAAAGACUUCGUGUGUUCUGUCUGUGAUUAUGCUACCAGCCACAAAAGUAAUUUAGAAAGACACAGAAAAGUUCAUUUACGACAAGAUGACGGAGAAGACCAAUCAUCCUCACCUUUAUACGAAGAAAAUAAAAGUAGUGACGCCAAUAUGGCGGACAGUAGUGAUGAAUUAUCAAUAUGUUCGGAAGAUGAAGAAAUUAACGUCCACAUUGAUUAAGUGGGCGAUUUAAUAAUAAACUGUUCAGUGUAAAUGUAUUUAUUUAUGACAGAACCCAAUGACUUUUAAUAUAUUAAACUGUUAAAGUAUUAUUGUAAGUAAAGAUAUAUUACAUGUAUAACAAACAGACCCCCUUUACCCUUUUGUGUAUCUGUAAAUAUACAAAGUUCAAAAUUAGACAAGUUAGCUUCUUGCUUUAUAAAACUGUAAAAGAUAUCAUUCUGUUUCUAUCACUUUUAUUAAAAACCCGCUUAUCGUUAUAUUUUAAAUAAUGUGGUAUAUUGUUUUAUGAAGAUAUCACAAACAAAUACAGAUAAAUAUCUAUCACUAUUUCCAAAUUUUAAUCUUUAAUAACAUUUUAAAUGGUUCAAGUUUAAUCAGAAUGUGAUGGAUAUACAGUACAACCAGAUAGUAGGGUUUUUUUUAUUGUCAACGUCAUUCCCUACUUACAAUAUAAUUAUUUAAAAUUAGAGGGACAGACCCGGAUUUCACAAUUUUAAAAGCGAGUCUAUGUGUGUAACGAUAAUAUGGACUAUUUAUCAAAAUUUCAAAACAAAAAAGUUAGCCGUUUGUAAAUGGCUGAUAGAUUUCCGUAACGAGAUUAAGUAACACAUGUAGAGAUGGUUGUCCAGGCAUUGAUACAGAGGGGAGUUUGGUUUGGAGGCAUAUAGCCAACCUCACUUGAAAACUGAGCGUUUUUGUUUUUUCGAAAAAGUAGCACAGGGCAUCAGAUAGAUGCACAGGACUAGGAUAUGGGUUUAACCAGUUUUAUUAACGAAAAUAUUUCUGAUUCGGCUUCUUUAAAAUAAACAUUACAUCUUAAAAAUAUUGAUAAGAAUAUAUUUAUUUUCUUUUUAAGACUUCUUCAUUAAUGACAUUACCACAUAAUGUAAUACUUUCUUCUAGAUAGUAAGUUUGUUUAAUUGUCUAUUCUCUUUUGUCUUAAUUUUUUAAAUUGAACUCAGAACAGUUAUUAAAAUAUUUUACAGAAUAUAUGGUGAUCCAAUUUUAAUCCUAUACUUUCAUAUUGUACUCUGAUGCAAGACCCGUCCCCAUAAUCUCAGCUAUAUGUAAACCCUAUCCAAAAAAAUGUAAGUCCCAUAAUAUCAUAACAAUUUAUAGCUUUAAUAUUGCAUUAUGUAAGAGGUAAAUAUGCCUAUUGCAGGUCCUUCUUUUUGUUUUAAAUGUUAUAGAAAUGAUUAAUUAGACAUUUAUUCAUAUGGUAAGCCCAUUGUCAAAUCUCUAGAUCAUCGGAUGGUUGUGAUAUUGAACGGAUUGAAAUGCGAUCGCCAUUUUAUUUUAAAAAUUGAUACUCUAGACUAGAUUUAUUAAAUUAUCGUAACAACGGUAGCAAUGAAAAUCCAGACUACGCCAUUCUUCAAACGGCCAUAACUCCACUCAGAAUGAAGUAAAUUGACUGAAAUUUUCAACAUAUUCCAUUUUCAUUAUCUGUUUUUAAACUUUUAUAGCAAGAACUGACAACUCUUUAUUUAAAUCUUACAUAAUGCAUCUUUAAGAUAAAAAUAACUGUGAAGUGUAUUGAACAACUGUAUUUCUGGGAUUCUGAAUGCGACAAUGGUUAAAGUAAUAUGGUAUAGAUAUGUUUCAUCUGUUCUUAAUUCAUUAUUCAUAUUCAUAUAUAUCAUAUUUCUGCUAUCUUUUAUAAUAUGCCGACAUGUUUGAAACUUUGUGUUUUCUUUUUGAGAAUUUAUAAUGUUAAAUACUAUCUUAAAACAUUAUUCAUAACCAAAUAUUAUGCCAUAAAGUAAACAUUUUGGAAUUGUAAAGUGCGCACAUAUUUUGCUUUCAUAUUAAGUCUGAAAUCAACGUUUCAAAUUUAUUCUCUCAUUCCAAACCCAAUUAUAUUUUUAUUAGCACCAGUGACAUUGUUUUAUUGUAACUUUCAUAUCA
This is a messenger RNA of Patella vulgata (common limpet), 2927 nucleotides long. RefSeq names its product zinc finger protein 585B. Gene Ontology annotation, cellular component: nucleus. Lineage: Eukaryota; Metazoa; Mollusca; Gastropoda; Patellidae. Gene Ontology annotation, biological process: regulation of transcription by RNA polymerase II. The transcript has 2 exons. Bases 102 to 1016 code for a protein of 304 amino acids. Gene Ontology annotation, molecular function: DNA-binding transcription factor activity, RNA polymerase II-specific; RNA polymerase II transcription regulatory region sequence-specific DNA binding. The record is from RefSeq and is a predicted model, not a curated record.